Molecule: messenger RNA, 736 nt
Organism: Plutella xylostella (diamondback moth)
Lineage: Eukaryota; Metazoa; Arthropoda; Insecta; Lepidoptera; Plutellidae
Source: RefSeq, a predicted model, not a curated record
AUGUAUAAUUUGGGGCAGGAUAAUAUUAAUGAGCACUCGGCACCUUAUUACCGCAACUGGGACGUUCAGGCUACGAGCAACAGCAAAAGCGAAAGCAAAACUUUAACAGAAAUAGAAACUGCUCUUAAAAUCAUCCUUAGGAACCCGAAACUACCGUGGCGACCAAGACCACUGCGACCACCACGCGUUUACCGUCCAAGAAACAAACCGCUAAUAAAACCCUUACCCAUUCGUAUACGACCUAACCUUGCCCGCCCUCGCCUACAACACCUCACCCAGCUCAACCAACUCCAGACUCUCUUACGGCAGCAGGAGCAUCCUGUAGCCGGACCACCGGACCACCCUGUAGCAGCCCCGUCUGUCAUCAAGAGCCUGCUGACUCUCCGCAACAACCUUCGCUGUGCCAAGCAGGACCAGUGCAAAGACCUGUGUCUUGGGAAGUACGACGGGAGUCAAGGAAAGAGGUGUUUGCACAAGUGUGAGGAGAUACACCCGUGUGUCGAGGCGCUGAGGCAGGGCGCGAGGGACCCGUGCGGUGAUGAUGGUGACGGGUGCGCCACGGCCGAGGAGACUGACUGCGAGGGCGAUCGAUGUGGUGACAGUGGUGGAGACGGCGGCAGUGGUGAUGGCGGCGGCGGUGGUGACCCUGAUGACACCAGCACCAAGGCAUCCCGACUAAGAGCGUCAUUGGAAUAAGGCCGUAUGAAGAAAAUCAAUAUGGAUAAAUAAAUGACAA